CCGGCGCCGAAUCUUCUGGUCGAGGCUUUCAAUCAGGCAGUCCGACCCUACACCGAAAAGAUAGAAGGCCUCGAGAGCGAGAUUGCAGAUCUAAAGGCAUACAUCGAUUCGCUGGAGAGGCAGCGGACAGAAGUGCACGCAUGGAUUGACAAGCGUGGUCUUCGGCCAGAUGUGCCUCCCAGCAUUGCUCAGAUCAUGGACUCUGCCUCACACGCGUCGUCGCCUACUCACGCAGCAGCCACGCUCAAUGCACAGCUGGAUCGCAAGAUCACCAUCGUCAACUUUGACUUGCACAGGCUACAAGACGAUCUCAACGAUUCGCUGCCAACCCCAUCUUUCAGCGCAUGCAUGUUGAAAUUCUUGCCCGACAUCACCCGCCUCUCUUCCCUUCCAAGCGGGCCACGAUUUGCGUUCGAUCUGCUUCUCAAGCUCGGUGGUAACCUCAACUCUCACGGUGGUCUUGAGAAUGGCGACGAAGAUGACAUCACUGAGCGACGAGCUUUCUACCGCCGUCUCGAUGACGCCAUGGUAGAUGUGGUCAAGGGUCGCUUCAGAGAGGAGGGUGACAGCUGGGGUGUCCAGCGCGAGAUCAAGCGUAUCGAGAAGACUGGAGCAUAUCUUCGGAACUGGGGUGUCGAACCUUACUUUCCACAUACUCUGGAGGUCAUGAAGGAUGGCAAUGGGCACGGCGGACCUCACGGCCAGGCUGCGCCGGGCGGAUCAGGUUCUCCCCCAAACUAC
Molecule: messenger RNA, 741 nt
Organism: Pseudocercospora fijiensis CIRAD86
Lineage: Eukaryota; Fungi; Ascomycota; Dothideomycetes; Mycosphaerellales; Mycosphaerellaceae
Exons: 2
Source: RefSeq, a predicted model, not a curated record